Messenger RNA from Lepisosteus oculatus (spotted gar), 7022 nucleotides. RefSeq names its product IQ motif containing GTPase activating protein 1 (gene iqgap1). Gene Ontology annotation, biological process: regulation of GTPase activity; fibroblast migration; positive regulation of protein kinase activity. Gene Ontology annotation, molecular function: GTPase activator activity; calmodulin binding; actin filament binding. NCBI's taxonomy places the organism in Eukaryota, Metazoa, Chordata, Actinopteri, Semionotiformes, Lepisosteidae. Gene Ontology annotation, cellular component: nucleus; cell cortex. The record is from RefSeq and is a predicted model, not a curated record.
UGUUUCCUGGUUAGGCUACGCAUAGUUUAGGAUUUAGGAACACACCCAGUGACAUCAGUGAGGUUUGAAGAAAAAAAAUCUUUUAACACGGUUACUGCAGUGGACCAAGGGGGCCAAGGGCGCCUUCCUAAGCCUCGGCUUUUUACAUUUUAUUAUUAAAAAUAGAAAACUUUAAAACUCCUUCAAAUACAGUCGUCGGACAGUGAGGAUCUUCAGCAAAAUGUCAACUUCUGACGAAGCAGACGGGCUUCGGCCGCGGUAUGGGUCGGUCCUGGACGGCGUGGAGCGCCUCACGGCGGAGGAGAUGGACGAGAGGCGCCAGCAGAACAUGGCAUACGAGUACCUGUGCCACCUGGAGGAGGCCAAGCAAUGGAUGGAGGCCUGCCUGGAUGAGGAGCUGCCACCCACCACCGAGCUGGAGGAGGGCCUGCGAAAUGGGGUGUACCUGGCCAAGCUGGGCAACUUCUUUGCACCCCGAGUUGUCUCCGUCAAGAAGAUCUACGACCGAGAGCAGACGCGCUACAGGGCCACAGGGCUUCAUUUCAGACAUACAGACAAUGUGAUCCAGUGGCUGAAUGCUAUGACAGAGAUUGGGCUGCCUAAGAUUUUCUACCCAGAAACAACAGACAUCUACGACAGGAAGAACAUGCCCCGCUGUAUCUACUGCAUCCACGCGCUCAGUUUGUACCUGUUCAAGCUGGGCUUGGCCCCUCAAAUCCAAGAUCUCUAUGGCAAGGUGGAUUUCACAGAGGAGGAAAUCAACAAUAUGAAAAGUGAGCUGGAGAAGUACGGGAUUCAGAUGCCUGCUUUCAGUAAGAUUGGUGGGAUCUUGGCCAAUGAGCUGUCAGUGGAUGAAGCUGCCUUGCAUGCUGCAGUGAUUGCCAUCAAUGAUGCCAUUGACCACGGCGUACCAGAGGGCACUAUGGCAGCAAUGCGCAACCCCAAUGCCAUGCUGGUCAACAUAGACGAGGGCUCUGCCCAGGACUACCAAGACAGGCUCUACCUGGCCAAGCAGGAGAAAGUGGCCAGUGCCAGAAAACGGAUGGCAGGGGAGAACUCAGAGGAGGAGCGAGAUGUGUAUGAGGAGUUGCUCACCCAGGCCGAGAUACAGGGCAACAUAAAAAAAGUCAACCUGGGCAAUGCCCUGAGCUCAACGGAGCAGGCCAUCCUCAGCGGCGACGAGGACAGGUUGUACGACGCGCUCCGCUCCCAGGCCCUGGGCCUGCGCGGCCUGCAGCCCCAGAACAAGGAGUGGUACCUCAAGCAGCUCGACUCCGACCGCAAGAACAAAGAGCAGAGCUACCCGGGGGAGCUGCUUACUAAGGAAGAGUUGCAGAGCGGAGUGGACCUGGCAAACGAGGAUGCAGCCAGCUACCAGAGACUGCUGGUGGCUGUACAGCGGAUCAACACUGCCAUUCGUGCCGGCGUGGCGGAGGACACAGUCUCAGAGCUGAUGAAACCUGAUGCCCAGCUGCCCCAGGUGUACCCCACAGCUGCAGACCUGUACCAGCGAGAGCUCGCCACCCUGCAGCAGCAGAGUUCAGAGGGUUCCCUGACACACCCGGAGCUGAUGGUGGCUGUGGAGAUGCUGUCAUCCGUGGUGCUGAUUAACCGCAGUCUGGACGCAGGUGACAGGGCGGCAGUGUGGAGGCAGCUAGAGAGCCCCGUGACUGGGCUCAGCAACGUGGAAGACGAGUGUGCCCAGAGGUACAUCGAUGAGUUGAUGCGGAUGAAGAUGGCGGUACGGGCUGAGACCAAUGAGUUUCUCUCUUGGAACGACAUCCAAGCCUGCAUAGACCAAGUCAACACCGCUGUCCAGGAGGAACAUGAAAGGAUCAUGGCAAUCGGGCAGAUCAAUGAGGCGCUGGAGGAAGGCGACGUACAGAAGACGCUGGCGGCUCUGCAGCACCCAGCUGCCAAGCUGUCGGAUGUGGACCCUCCAGUGGCACAACACUACUACGACAAGCUGCUGGAGGCCCGCAGGGAGAAGGCACACGAGACCCAGGACCCUUCAGCUGUGCUGUGGCUGGAUGAGAUCCAGGACACUGUGCACACCUCCAAUAAAGAUACCCAGGAUGCCCUGCUGUUCUCCCAGGCAAUCUUGGCCAUCAAUGAGGCAGUGGAACAAGGAGAUGCCCCCCAGACCCUGGCAGCCCUCCGCUGCCCCAGUUCGGGGCUGUAUGGCAUUACCCCAGAGUGUGCCCAGACCUACCAAAACGACCUCGCCAAUGCCAAGCAGGACAAGAAGACAGAAGGUGACAACGGCAGUGAGUGGAUGAAGAACUGGGUGAAGGGGGGACACAAUUACUACUUCAACUUGAAAACGAGAGAGGGCAGCUGGGAUGAGCCCCCCAACUUCAUUCAGAACAACACCCAGCUGAGCAAGGAGGAGAUCCAGUCGGUGGUGUCUGGAGUGACCAGCGCCUAUAAUCGGGAGCAGCUGUGGCUGGCCAACGAGAGCCUCAUCAGCAAGCUGCAGGCCCGCUGUCGGGGCUUCCUGGUGAGGGACGGCCUGAAGAAACGGCUCAGCUACCUGAAGUCCCAGGACCCGGCCAUCACCCGCAUCCAGGCCCAUUGGAGAGGACACAAGCAGAGGAAGAAGUUCCAGGACAGGAAGCAGUACCUUAAGGACCACAGUGAGGAGGCUGUCAAGAUCCAGUCAAAGGUGAGGAUGUAUCAAGCCCGGAAGAAGUACCAGGACCGCCUCAAAUAUUUCAGAGACCAUAUGGCUGAAAUUGUGAAGAUUCAGGCAUUCAUCCGAGCCAACAAAGCUAGGGAUGACUACAAGACUCUAAUCAGCGCCGAGGACCCCCCGAUGGCGGUGGUGCGGAAGUUUGUCCACUUGCUGGACCACAGCGACCAGGAUUUCCAGGAGGAGCUGGAGCUGAUGAGGCUGCGCGAGGAGGUGGUCACCAACAUCCGCUCCAACCAGCAGCUGGAGAACGACCUGAACCUCAUGGACAUCAAGAUCGGCCUGCUGGUGAAAAACAAAAUCACCCUGCAGGAAGUGGUGUCUCACAGCAAGAAACUGUCAAAGAAGAAUAAGGACCAACUGUCUGACAUGUUGAUGAUGAACAAGCAGAAGGGAGGGUUGAAGGCUCUUAGCAAGGAGAAGAGAGUCAAGCUGGAAGCCUACCAGUAUCUUUUCUACCUGCUUCAGACAAACCCCACCUACCUGGCCAAGCUGAUCUUCCAGAUGCCCCAGAACAAGUCUACCAAGUUCAUGGACUCUGUGAUUUUCACGCUCUAUAAUUACGCCUCCAAUCAGCGGGAGGAGUACCUGCUUCUCAAGCUCUUCAAGACUGCUCUUCAGGAGGAAAUCAAGUCAAAAGUGGACCAGAUCCAGGAGAUCGUGACCGGGAACCCCACGGUAAUUAAGAUGGUGGUGAGCUUCAACCGUGGGGCGCGCGGCCAGAACGCUCUGCGCCAGAUCUUGUCCCCUGUGGUUAAGGAGAUCAUGGACGACAAGACACUGAACAUCAAAACCGACCCUGUGGACAUCUAUAAGAGCUGGGUUAACCAAAUGGAGUCUCAGACUGGCGAGGCCAGUAAGCUGCCCUACGACGUGACUCCGGAGCAGGCCAUGGCUCAUGAAGAGGUGCGUACCAGGCUGGACGCGUCAAUCAAGAACAUGAGGACCGUCACGGACAAGUUCCUGUCUGCAAUUAUUGUCUCAGUGGACAAAAUACCAUACGGGAUGCGGUUCAUUGCCAAGGUGCUGAAGGACACGCUACAUGAGAAGUUCCCAGAUGCCACCGAAGAUGAGCUGCUGAAGAUCGUGGGGAACCUGCUGUAUUACCGCUACAUGAACCCUGCUAUUGUGGCACCAGAUGCUUUUGACAUCAUUGACCUGUCUGCGGGAGGACAGCUGACCACUGACCAGCGCCGUAACCUGGGCUCCAUCGCCAAAAUGCUGCAGCACGCGGCAUCUAACAAGAUGUUUCUAGGAGACAACGCACACCUCAACCCCAUCAAUGAAUACCUCAGCAACUCCUACCAGAAAUUUAGGCGUUUCCUGCUGGCAGCCUGUGACGUCCCUUCGCUGGAAGACAAGUUCAAUGUGGAUGAGUACUCGGACCUGGUCACGCUGACCAAGCCUGUCAUCUACAUUUCCAUCGGAGAAAUCAUCAACACACACACGCUCUUGCUGGAUCAUCAGGAUGCCAUCGCCCCCGAACAUAACGAUCCCAUCCAUGAGCUGUUGGAGGACCUGGGCGAGGUGCCUACCAUAGAGUCACUCAUUGGUGAAGGUACACUGCCUGCCAGUGACCCCAACAAGGAAAUGCUGGGCAAGACGGAGGUGUCCCUCACACUCACCAACAAGUUUGAUGUUCCGGACAGUGAGAAUGCUGAGAUGGAUGCCAAGACGCUCUUGCUAAAUACCAAGAGGCUCAUAGUGGAUGUGAUCCGCUUCCAACCUGGAGAGACUCUUACUGAGAUCUUGGAGACUCCUGCUGCUGCAGAGCAAGAAGCAGAGUACCAGCGUGCCAUGCAGCGCCGAGCCAUCCGGGAUGCCAAGACGCCUGAGAAGAUGAAGCAGAAGAAGCCGGUGCAGGAUGACACUCUCACCCUGGAGGGCAAGAAGGAGAAGAUCCAGGGCAACCUGAAGCGCCUGGGCGAGCUGGGCAAAAUCAGCCCCGAGAAGCGCUACCAAGACCUCAUCAACGACAUCGCCAAGGACAUCAGGAAUCAGCGCCGGUACCGUCAGAGGCGAAAGGCGGAGCUGGUGAAACUGCAGCAGACCAAUGCAGCCCUCAACUCCAAGACCAGCUUCUUCAACGAGCAGAUCGACUACUACAACCAGUAUAUCAAGACCUGCAUGGACAACCUGGCCAGCAAGGGCAAGGUGUCGAAGAAACCAGGCGAGGUGAAAGCCAAGAAAAGCAAGCAGGUGUCUCAGAAGUACACAGCUGCCCGACUACAUGAGAAAGGGGUGCUGAUAGCCAUCGAAGAACUGCAGGCUAACCAGUUCAAGAAUGUCAUCUUUGAGAUCUCCCCAUCCGAGGAAGUUGGAGACUUUGAUGUGAAGGCCAAGUUUAUGGGCGUUCAAAUAGAGACUGUAGUAUUACAUUACCAGGACCUACUGCAGCUCCAGUACGAGGGGGUGGCCGUGAUGAAGCUGUUCGACAAAGCCACCAUCAACGUCAACCUGCUCAUCUUCCUCCUGAAUAAGAAAUUCUACGGCAAAUAAAAAGAAUGUGAACGAGAUAGGAUGCAGACUCUGUUCGAAGAUGCCCCCUGCACAAACACACAAACCUGAAUAUUCACACGCAGCACUUCACUAGAGGUGUCUCCCCCCAACCCCUCCCCACUCCCAGCCAUAGGAAUCAUCCUCAGAGCCUUGCUGUGGUUCAGACAAGGUGGGAGCACCAGGCCUUGUGGGGGUGGCUGCAGAUAUGUCCCCCAAUAAACACUUAAUACUUCUGUACUGCAGCGCAGCAGCCUAGAAUCUCCAGACUCUUUUAAUUGUGUAUAAUGGCAACUCACCCUUCACCCGUCAGUGAAUCCCUCUCAGAUUAUCCUCUGGGCCCUGGGAGACACGGAUUUUAAGAGGGGAGCAGCUUGUCCAGGUGGAAAAGGGGUGGAGGGGUUAUUUCUGCAGGCAGGUUCCUCCCUUUCAGCUAUGCAUGUUAAGCCAUUAACAAUCUGUGGCUUGAAUCCAUAUUUUCGGAUGCUUUUUAAUUUGUGGAAAGUGUUUAUUUCCGCUUGAACUCUUUUUAUGCACAGGACACCAGUGUACGGUAUUUAAAAGUAAUAAACUGUAAUGUGUUAACAUCAGCCUGGCCUGCGUGUCCAGGGAACAGCACUGGCGGAUUCUGUUCCCCUCUGUUCGCCUGUCUCAUCCUCGUACAUCCCCCUCCCUAAAUUAAAUUUAAUUAAUUUCCUUCAUUAAAUGGAAAAAGUUGAAUUGUCUGGGGAUGAAUGUCCAUAGGAAAAGGAAACUACUUCUCUCCAAGCAUAUCUUUGACUCGACACCAUUUUCUGUGUUCAGGAUUUUUAGAGUGUAUACAGACCAGUGCGUGCUUUUCUUAAAAAAAAACACUUAUGAUGGGCUCUGUGAAGUGUUAUAUUUAUUCCUGAGAUUAAUGUGGAACAGAACACGUUUAAAACACAGACAAUCUCUGCCAAUCAGUUAAGCUCUGCUGUACCAUGCUAUUAGACAAUCAGUAUAAAUCAAGCUUAUUCCAUACAAACGGAUGUGCCAUGACUAAAAAGUCCCCCAGACACUCCAGCCAGAAUGGCUAGUUUCAGCCACAGGUGCUCCACUUCUGAAGAGUAAAAUGGACAGAGCCUGGCCAACACAUGUCUUUUCUUCACAUUUCUUCAUAUAUAAUGUAUUGCUAAAUGAAAAACAAAAUCUAUAAUUUUGGAAAACAUAAGUGCAGAUCUUAUAAUUUAUGAAAAGACAGCAGAAAGUAGAGAUGGAUUUUGCCUCAGUGGAAGCAGACUUCCUUGCUCUAGCCUGUGGGUUGGUGCAGAGUAGGGGAACUGGGAUUUUGACUCCACUAAAUUGUACAGAAUUUCCAAUCUUCUGUUGCUAGUACCCUUUUUUAUCUAUGAUGCAUUACUGCCUGGAUUUAAGCAGAUAAUUAUUGUAUCCGUGUCCUGCCAAUGUUACAUAGUCAUUCAUGAACUCCUCACCGCUUUCAAUAGAAAUACAGUAUUAUUUCAAAUGUUGUUUUGCAGUAACAGCUGUAGGCCACCAGAUGUCCCCAUGUGUGGUGUUAGGGUGGAAAGUAUACUGUUUCCAGGUGUUUGCAGAUGUGAGUAGCCUGGCCUCCCUGCAUGUCCAGGCAGUAAUGCUCAUUACUGCAUAAGCCACUCUUGAGAGAGAUUCAGGAUGUGUUGAGUUUGUCCAGUGUACCACAGGCUUGCACUCUGCAGGAAAAGGCCCCAGUGGAUGUACUUAUAUUUGUAAGAAAUCUUUUGUUCCGUUGCACUGUUUUGAUAUUACCUGGUGUGCCUUCAAAUAUAAAAACAAAGCUUUUAACAGUACCUAAUAAAGUGCUGUCCUAAAAGAG